This is a messenger RNA of Adelges cooleyi (spruce gall adelgid), 3101 nucleotides long. Its product is annotated as coiled-coil domain-containing protein 39-like. Gene Ontology annotation, cellular component: axoneme. Gene Ontology annotation, biological process: inner dynein arm assembly; cilium movement; cilium-dependent cell motility. The transcript has 17 exons. Lineage: Eukaryota; Metazoa; Arthropoda; Insecta; Hemiptera; Adelgidae. The coding region runs from base 13 to 2937 and encodes 974 amino acids. The record is from RefSeq and is a predicted model, not a curated record.
UCGACGACACCGAUGACUUGCUAUAAUUUAUUGUCUUCAGCGGAACUCCGCAGAAACUUUUCGCCAUCCGCGAAGAACUUUCAGCCGACCACAAUCCAAGUUGCUAUCAUGGCGUUUGACGCAAAAAUGAUGGAAAUCGUGAAAGAAAUCGGUUGCACCGACGGGUUUCACAUACCGGUAGCCAACGAAGAGAACAGAUUGCUCGAAAAAGAGAUCAAAGAGUUACUGCAAAGGAAAGCUGAGCUCAUUGUAGCCGAAGAAAUACUGGACGAUGACGUAAACAUAUUGAACGAGAGACUGACCGACAACACGAUCAGUCAGACUCAAAUUCAGAACCUGAUCCUGGCAAACCGUAAGCAAUACGAGACGGAGCAGCACAUGCUGAAGGCAGCUGAAAGGGAAAACGAGAACUUGUCCCGCAAUAACCGAAAUGCGUUGAAAACGCUCAACAGUCUGAUAAACGAAAGGAAAAAAUCCGAAGACGAACUAGCGAAAACCACAGAGCAUAUAGAUAAAUUGAGAAGUACGAUCGAAUGGGGUGAAGAAACUUUGUUGGCGUGGAACGAGGACUUAGCUAAACGGACGUCGGAAGUGAACAUCUUGGACACGUACAAUUUGGAAGACAACAACCGGUUUAAAGAAUUAGAUUUUCGUAGACAGCACUUGCAGGGGUCGGUGAUUGAGAGGGAAAUCAUUGUAGAGAAAGAAGUCAGCGAUCUACUUCAAGUGGAAAGAGAAUUUGAACAGACGUCUAAGCUCACUAGGCAGUCGCAAAAAGAAAGAGACCGUUUGCUCGAACAGUGGGAGAAUUCUUCCAACUUUUUCAAGUCCCACAACGAAGAACUGCAGAAUUCGGUACAGGAGAUCAACAAGAUUAAGGAAACUAUCAGGGAGGUUUACGACAAGAUGAGGGAAGACAAACGCGCGUACCAGAAUUAUUUAGAAGAAAAUGAAGAUAUCCAGUGCGAACUGUCCGAAACUCAUAAAGUCAACGACGAAAUGAAAUUAACGCUGAUCAAGCAGCAAGAAGAAAUCGAAAAUUUGGCGUCUGAGGUUUCGAUUGCACAAGGGAACGUCAACCAUCAAAGUCACAUGUUGGACGACGAGCGGGCAAAGCGCAGGCACAUGGAAAGGAAUGUGGCCAAGAUGGGUGAGCAGAUACAGCAAAAACGCCAUGAAAUAUCAGAUUUGGAAGAGAGCUUGAAAAAGACCAGAAGCCAGUCGAUGACCACCGAGGAACGGUUGAACGAGUUAGAAAAGAUAUUCGAUGCGCAAAAAGCUAAGGCUGACCAACUAAUGUUGGACGGAGACAAACUGCAGACCGCAUCGUUCCACGCGCACAACGAGAUGAAACAAUUGCAAAGCAAAGUCGAUCUGAUAAAUCGUCAGUUAAGCCGAACUCAAAGCACACAAUCCGUGUCUGACCGAGACGAAUGGAAAAUAAGACAGCUGAUAAUGGACAGGAAAGAAGUUGUGUAUAAUUUGAGUUUUCAAUUGGAAUUAAUUUGUAAUAAAGUAGCCGAAGCCCAAGGUAGCGUAGACCUGGAAGUAAUGCAUGAGCUCCAAGAUCAACUGUAUCGCCUCAACGAGGAGCUGAAUCACGCCACGGACUACCGGAACCAAUUGGAUAAACAGCUUAAGGCGACAGACUGUGAGACACGACGCCUCGUCAAGGAGUUGGAAAGAGACACUACUGAACUUUCCGCGCUUCAGGAACGCAGGCAGCACAUGACUAACCGCAACGAAGGAGGUGUCAAACAAAUUAAAUCGUUGAAGGAACAAAACCAUCAUCACCACAUGGAAGAGUUGAUGCUUAAGUUCAAGGUGGCCCAGAUGAAAAAGUCUAUGGAUCACGAAUGCGAGAAAAUGCACUCAUUGGCCAGACAACGAGAAGAGUUGACUGCGGAUGUGAACAAGAGGAAAGCCGAGGUGGCGGCUAUCUUGGAUCGGCUGAACGGCGAGAGAAAGAUUUUAUUGGAGGAAAAGUCGUCGGCUAAACGCCGGCUUGACAUGGUCGCCCAGCAAAUCGGUCAGAGACAAAAAAAGUAUCAGAUCUUGUUGGCGUCUAUGGGCACGGACGGAUCAACGUUCACCGUCGGCGAGUACAGGAUCAGAGUGUCGCAAGAGAAACUGGAGCUUCAGGAAUUGGGCGACCAGCUCGACAGUCGCGUUCAGAAACUCGAGGAAGAAAUAAGAGCAAUGGAGAACACGCUGCACGUGCUGAACGCAACCAACAGCUGUUACAAGGCCAGCCUGUCGUCCGCAAAUCCGGAGAGUGUCGAGUACAAAGAGAAAAUCCGUUUGGCGGAGAUAUGCGAUAACGUCAACGACAUGUGCCGACAAAAGAAGAUAAACUUACGAGAUAUUAAAAGUCAAAUACAAGACUUAGAAGUAAAAUGUCAGGAGGCUAACGAUGAGCUUGUGGCCGUUACUGCGAUGCGGGGUAACAGGGUAAUAGAACUGGAAAGAGUGCUAAAAGAGGUCGAGGGACAGAGGCUAAAACUAGAACGAGUGGACGGUCUGAUCCGGUGCGAAUUGAAAAAGUUAGAAAAAAAAUGUGUCGAACCGGAUAAGGGCAAAACUUUGGAACACAUCAAGAAAGACAUCCACCUCAGGCAAUUGAAAAAAGUGAACAAAAUGGCUUUAGAACUAUUAGCCGAAAUGUCUGUACGACAUAUUGGACUCGAACCAACGGCCAGACAGUACUUGGCCGACAAGGACUUAACCCUGCCCACCGUGUCCGGUCUCCUGUUGUUGCCGUCUUCCUUAAAAAUCAAAUCCAGUUGCGGUUCUAGCGUCAUGUCGUUGUCCAGCGGCGCGUCGACGAGUCAGUCGGACGACGACCGGAAGAGCAAGUGUUCUGUAGUCAACGUAGGCGGUGCCGGCGAUUCGUUAAGCGGUCGUUGCCGGAAAUCCGGUAAAGGUUAUUGGUUCUGAAACGGAUUGCGGUAAAACAAAUUUUAACAGUUAUAAAAUCGAAUGACUGGGCGAAUUUACUGGGUUUUCGCCCGCAGACGCUUCGUUUGUAAACAGAAACCGCGCUAAAACUAUGAUAAUAAAACGUGCCGUAGAUCUUACAUAACGGUUCCUUUGUUAAUUAA